Messenger RNA from Phyllostomus discolor (pale spear-nosed bat), 6204 nucleotides. It is a transcript of the gene CCDC88C, whose product is annotated as coiled-coil domain containing 88C. Gene Ontology annotation, molecular function: dynein light intermediate chain binding; microtubule binding. Gene Ontology annotation, cellular component: centrosome; cytoplasm. Lineage: Eukaryota; Metazoa; Chordata; Mammalia; Chiroptera; Phyllostomidae. The record is from RefSeq and is a predicted model, not a curated record. Gene Ontology annotation, biological process: cytoskeleton-dependent intracellular transport; cytoplasmic microtubule organization.
CGGUGGGCUAGCGAAAGCCUUUGUCUCCAGGGCGCGAGGCGCAGACCGUAGACCGCCGCCCGCCGCUGCCGGAGCCGCUUUGUGCCGCGGGGCGCGGAGCCGGCGGGCGCAGCCUCAGCAUGGACGUUACCGUCUCGGAGCUCAUGGAGCUCUUUCUGCAGAGCCCGCUGGUGACCUGGGUGAAAACUUUGGGCCCCUUUGGAGACGGCAACCAGAACCUGACUAUGUACAUGGAUUUGGUGGACGGCAUCUUUUUGAACCAGAUCAUGCUGCAAAUAGACCCCAGGCCCACCAACCAGCGCAUCAACAAGCACGUCAACAACGACGUGAACCUUCGCAUUCAGAACUUGACCAUCUUGGUGAGAAGCAUCAAGACCUACUACCAGGAAGUGCUCCAGCAGCUGAUCGUAAUGAAUCUGCCCAAUGUUUUGCUGAUUGGCAAAGACCCGCUGUCUGGGAAGAGUAUGGAGGAAAUUAAGAAGGUGCUGCUGCUGGUGCUGGGCUGUGCGGUCCAGUGUGAGAGGAAAGAGGAGUUCAUUGAGAGGAUCAAACAGCUGGACAUUGAGACCCAAGCCGGGAUCGUGGCCCACAUCCAGGAGGUGACCCACAACCAGGAGAACGUGUUCGACCUGCAGUGGCUGGAGGUCCCGGACGUGGCCCCUGAGGAGCUGGAGGCGCUGUCCAGGAGCAUGGUGCUCCACCUCCGCAGGCUCAUAGACGAGCGGGACGAGCGCACGGAGCUGAUCGUGGACCUCACGCAGGAGCGGGACUACCUGCAGGCCCAGCAGCCGCCCAGUCCACUCAAGUGCCCCAGCGCCGAGUCCACGCCCAGCCCGACCAGCAGCCUCUCCAGCGAGGACAGGCAGCACCUAGCCGUGGAGCUGGCCGACACCAAGGCCAGGCUGCGCCGCGUCAGGCAGGAGCUGGAGGAGAAGGCGGAGCAGCUCGUGGACAACCGGCACGAGGCGGACCAGCUGGCGCUGGAGCUGCAGAAAGUCAAGCAGGAGAACAUCCAGCUGGCGGCCGACGCCCGGUCUGCGCGUGCCUACCGCGACGAGCUGGACGCGCUGCGGGAGAAGGCGAGCCGCGUGGAGAGGCUGGAGAUGGAGCUGGGCCGCUGCCGCGAGAAGCUGCAUGACGUGGACUUCUACAAGGCCCGCAUGGAGGAGCUGAGGGAGGACAACAUGGUCCUCAUCGAGACCAAGUCCAUGCUGGAGGAGCAGCUGACGGCCGCCCGGGCCCGGGCCGACAAAGUGCACGAGCUGGAGAAGGAGAACCUGCAGCUGAAGUCGAAGCUGCACGACCUGGAGCUGGACCGGGACACAGACAAGAAACGCAUCGAGGAGCUGCUGGAAGAAAACAUGGUCCUCGAGAUUGCACAGAAGCAGAGCAUGAACGAGUCCGCCCACCUGGGCUGGGAGCUGGAGCAGCUGUCCAAGAAUGCGGACCUGUCGGACGCCUCCAGGAAGUCGUUCGUGUUUGAGCUGAACGAGUGCGCCUCCAGCCGCGUCCUGAAGCUGGAGAAGGAGAACCAGAGCCUCCAGAGCGCCGUCCAGGGGCUGCGGGACACGGCCCUGGCGCUGCAGGAGAGCAGCCUCAAGUGCGGGGAGCUGGAGAAGGAGAACCAGCAGCUCAGCAAGAAGAUCGAGAAGCUGCAGACCCAGCUGGAGAGGGAGAAGCAGAGCAACCAGGAUCUGGAGACCCUCGGCGAGGAGCUGAUCAAAGAGAAGGAGCAGCUGCAGAGUGACAUGGAGACCCUGAGGGCUGACCGAGCCAGGCAGAUCAAGGAUCUCGAGCAAGAGAAGGACCACCUCCACCAAACAGUGUGGUCGCUGCGGGAGAGGUCACAGGUCAGCAGCGAGGCCCGCGUGAAGGACAUCGAGAAGGAGAACAGAGCCCUGCACCAGACGGUGACGGAGAGCAGCGGCAAGCUGAGCAAGCUGGAGUCCGAGAAGCAGCAGCUGCUGCGGGACCUGGAGCAGGUGAAGGAGAAGGUGGACCGGGCGGCGGAGCUGGAGCAGGAGCUGCGGCGGCUGGAGAAGGAGAACGAGAAGCUGGCCCAGAAGGCCGCCUCCCUGGCGGCGGCCACGGAGAAGGCGGACACCCUGGAGCGCGAGAGCCAGAGCCUGACGCUGGAGAACCGGCGGCUGCGCAAGUCCCUGGACACCCUGCAGAACGUGUCGGUGCGGCUGGAGGCGCUGGAGCGGGACAACAGGCAGCUGGACGAGGAGAACCUGGAGCUGCGCAGGGCGGUGGAGGCCCUGCGCUUCACGGGCACCAAGAUGGCACAGAUCGAGAGGGAGAACCAGGAGCUGGAGCGGGAGAAGGAGGAGCUGAGGAAGAGCGUGGAGCUGCUGAAGGCCCUGAGCAAGAAGUCGGAGCGCCUGGAGCUCAGCUACCAGAGCCUGAGCGCCGAGAACCUGCGGCUGCAGCAGAGCCUGGAGAGCGGCGGCCAGAAGUCGCAGGCCCUGGAGCGAGAGCUUGGGGAGCUGGAGGCGGAGAACCAGACCCUGCAGCGGGACCUGGAGGCGCAGCGGCUGGCCAACAAGCAGCUGGAGCGCUCCGAGGCGGACCGGAAGGCCCUGGCGCAGGAGCUGGCCCAGCUGGAGAAAGACAAGAAGCUGCUGGAGAAGGAGGCGAAGCGGCUGUGGCAGCAGGUGGAGCUCAAGGACGCCGUGUUGGACGACAGCACGGCCAAGCUGGCCGCCGCCGAGAAGGAGAGCCGCGCCCUGGACAAGGAGCUGGCCCGCUGCAGGGACGCGGCCGCCAAGCUGAAGGAGCUGGAGAAGGACAACAGGGACCUCACCAAGCAAGUGACCAUGCACACGCGGACGCUGACGACCCUGAGAGAGGACCUGGUGCUGGAGAAGCUGAAGACACAGCAGCUGACCAGUGAGCUGGACAAGCUGAGCCAGGAGCUGGAGAAGGCCGGGCUCUCCAAGGAGCUGCUGCUGCAGGACGACAACAGCAGCAGUGACAUAAAACACAGGAUGUUGGAGGGCAGGAAUGAAUCGGCACUAAAAACGACCCUGGCCAUGAAGGAGGAGCAGAUUGUGUCCUUGGAGGCGCAGGUGGAAGCGAAGGCCAGCCUGAGCCACCAGCUGCAGAAGCAGCUGCAGGCGCUGCAGCAGGAGUGUGAGGUCCUCAGGCGGAACCAGGAGGAGGGGAAGCACUCGCAGAACUCCUUGAAACACCCCGCGGGCCCGUUGGUGGCCGGUCACCAGGGCAAGGAGAGCUGGGGGCCGAGCCACAAGGAAGCCACGAUGGAGCUGCUGCGGGUGAAGGACCGGGCCAUCGAGCUGGAGCGGAACAACGCAGCCCUGCAGGCCGAGAAGCAGCUGCUCAGGGACCAGCUGCAGCACCUGGAGACCCAGAACGUGGCCUUCAGCAGCCAGAUCCUGACGCUGCAGAAACAGAGCGCUUUCCUGCAGGAGCACAACACCACGCUGCAGACGCAGACGGCCAAGCUGCAGGUGGAGAAUUCCACCCUGACCUCCCAGAGCGCCUCGCUCACCGCGCAGUACACGCUGCUGCAGAACCAGCAGGCGGCCAAGGAGAGCGAGCUGGAGAACGCGCAGAAGCAGCAGGAGCGGCUGAAGGCCGCCUACGAGGCCCUGCUGCAGGACCACGAGCACCUGGGCGCACUGCACGAGCACCAGUCCACCGAGUACGAGGCCCUGAUCCGCCAGCACAGCUGCCUGCGGACGCUGCACCGGAACCUGGAGCUGGAGCACAAGGCGCUGGGGGAGAGGCACGAGGACAUGCUGAGGCACAAGGCGGAGCUGGAGGAGCUGGAGAAGGUGCUGACCACCGAGCGGGAGGCGCUGCGGCAGGAGCAGAGGUCGAACGCCGUGGCCGCGAGCGAGAACCAGAGGCUGCAGGGAGAGCUGGACAGGGUCAGCUUCCUGCACCAGCAGCUGAAGGGGGAGUACGAGGAGCUGCACGCACACACCAAGGAGCUGAAAACGGCGCUGAACACGGCGCAGCUGGAGCUGAACCGCUGGCAGGCGCGGUGCGACGAGCUGAAGCAGCAGCACCAGACCAUGGACAUCUCGCUGACCAAGCUGGACAACCACUGCGAGCUGCUGUCCCGUCUCAAGGGGAACUUGGAGGAAGAAAACCACCACCUCCUGAGCCAGAUCCAGCUGCUGAGCCAGCAGAACCAGAUGCUCCUGGAGCAGAACAUGGAGAGCAAGGAGCAGUACCACGAGGAGCAGAAGCAGUACAUAGACAAACUGAAUGCCUUGCGGAGACACAAGGAGAAACUGGAAGAAAAGAUCAUGGACCAGUACAAGUUCUACGACCCCGCUCCAAAGAAGAAGAACCACUGGAUCGGAGCCAAAGCCUUAGUCAAAUUCAUCAAACCAAAGAAAGAGGGUUCCCGGGAACGACCGAAGUCGACCGCCGACGACCCUCCCUGGCCGCUGGAGGCCUCGGACCCGGCCUCGCCCGCGGCAGCUUCCCAGCCUCUCAGGUCGCAGCCGGAGCCCUCCGAGGCCGCCCCGUCCGGCUCCAACUGUGUAGAGGAGCGAGACCCCCGCAACGGGCCCGCGGGGAAAGGCCCUGGGGACCUAAAACCAAAGCGAGGGUCCCCGCACAGCGGCGGCCCCGACCGCACGGACGCCUCCGCUGACCCGGCCCUGAAGCCCUGGCCCUCGGAGCUGGGCUCGCGGACUUGUUCAUCUGCAGCCACCGCCACGCCCCCUUCCAGCUCCACCCCCAUUUCCCGGCACCCCAGCCGCACCAAAGGCUAUAAUUCAGAUGACAGCCUCUGUGAGCCAUCCCUGGAGCUCGAGUUCACCAGCCACAGGCAGCAGGCGUCGCAGCCGGGCAGCUUGGAGAGCAGCAGGAACGCGUCCAGCGAGGGCUCGCCGCUCCCACUGAAGGGCUCCUCCGACCGACUCCACGGCAGGGCCGAGAGCUUCAGCAGCGAAGACCUGGUCCCGAGCAGGGACACGGCUCCUCUGCCCCGGGACGCCGGCACCCCAGGACGCACUGCCCUCGGCCGCCAGGAGCACCCGCCACCCCGGAACGGGCCUCUCGCCCAGGAGGGUGUCCAGAAGAGGGCCGUGGCCCAUCCCCACGCAGGGGUGCGGCCCUGCGCCUCCCCGAGCAGCGAGAUGGUCACCCUGGAGGAGUUCCUAGAGGAGAGCAACCGAGGCUCCCCCGUCCCCGACGCUCCCAGCUCCCGGGACGACCUGCUAAGCGACUACUUCAGGAAGGCCAACGAUCUCCCAGGCGUCGGAGGUCAGCCGGGACCGCCCGCCAGGAAAGAAGGGGCCAAGAUGCCAACCAGCCUGGUGGCCCCCACCAUCAAGAUGGCCAUCCACACCCCCGACGGGAGGCAGCUGAAGCCGGGGCAGUACGUGAAGCCGAACUUCAGACCUGCCGAGGCCGAUGCCCAGGCCCCGCCCAGCGCCCCCGGGAGGCAGGCCCAGCCCCCACAGAGCCUGUCUCUGGGUAGACCCCGGCCGGCCGCCCUGCCACCGGCCCCCCACCCAGCUGCCGGCCGCAGCGCGUCCCUGAGCCGGGCCUUCAGCCUGGCCUCCGCCGACCUGCUUCGGGCCAGCGGGCCGGACACCUGCAAACAGGAGUCCGUGCAGAAGCUGGGGGGCUCCGAGGCCUUGGGGGGCAGAGAAAUAGGCAGCCACACCCUGCUAAGCGCCACCCCCUCCAGCUCCCACAGCCUGGCCCGGGAGCGGACCCCACUUGUGGGAAAGGCCAGUGGCCCCUGCCAGGGCCCGGGUCCCCGAAGCCGGCCCCUGGACACGAGGCGCUUCUCACUGGCUCCCCCGAAGGAGGAGAGGCUGGCCCCCCUGCAGCAGUCCGCCACGGCCCCCGCCCUUGCCACCGGAGGCGGCGGCACCUCCUCCCAGCUCCCGCACGUCUCACCUGCUGUGGCCCCUGUCGCCAGGACGAAGCCCCCAAACCCCCCGCACUCGGGGGAAGUGGCUACUGUGGCCCCUGUCCGGGCGGGACUCGGCCUCUCGGAGGGGGACGGCGUCCCAGGGCCGGGCCCCAGAGAGGGGCUCCCCGCUAAGAGCCCCGCCAGGUCUCCCGACCUGGCUCCGCACCCCGGCCGGGCCCCCGAGGACUUUGGUCGUGGGAACAACCCCAAGAGCACGCCGGCGUCCCCGGAGCCGGGCGGGGACCCGCAGACGGUGUGGUACGAGUAUGGCUGCGUGUGACUCGUCCCCUGGACCU